Molecule: messenger RNA, 1383 nt
Organism: Miscanthus lutarioriparius
Lineage: Eukaryota; Viridiplantae; Streptophyta; Magnoliopsida; Poales; Poaceae
Source: the annotation of a GenBank genome assembly
AUGGGCAGCAGGGGGAAAGUUGCUGAUGUAGCGGACACCUUCGGCGUGGCUGAUACAAUGCCGGUGGGUGAUCUUUUUGGGAGGAAACAUAAUACAAACUCCCGCACGGUUGCCGACCCGCCUAUGGAUGCUGGGAUGAAGAGGCCAAAACAGUCUACCGGGGAAACGGCCCUUCCUGCCCGUCUUGUUUCCACCGCCCCUGACGUUUCCGCCCCCGAACGGCAGGGGGCCGCUUCAAGCUCUCGGGUGAUUGCGAACGUCGAUCAUCGUACCGUUGGCCUGCUGCCCGGCAAGGUCGCGGUAGACUUCGCCGACGCCUGUGUCGGUUCCUUCAUCGCUCUGGAGGUGGAGAGGGACCUUCUAAAAGAAUAUGAUUUGUCUCUUACCGAAGUUCUAAGCUUUCACGCCGUUAGUGACAUGCUCCUAGCUCGGGGGCUCAAACAACAAGGGCAGACAUAUCGUCUGGGUCUUCAAAGGGAGCUAGCGAAUAAAGAUGACCGAAUUCGAGCCCUUGAGCGGGAGCUGGAGACGGCGAAGAAGCAAGCCGAGGAGGACGAGGCCACGUGUAAGACUACUGAAGAGCAGAUUGAAAAGAUGCGUGAAGAUUUCAACGCUUACCGCCAGCGAAAGCAAGAGGAGCGAAGAAAAAUUGUGGCCGAUGCUCAGAAGGUGGCCACAAUUUACAAGGAGAUGAUCCAGAGUGUUGACGAGGAGACGGAGCUACCUCGCGACGCGCCCAUCGCUAAUUUCAUGGGGUGGCUGGUUGAUGAGCUGGCCACUCUAAGCGAUCACAUGGCCAUCGGCAGGGAGUAUGCAUCCAUGGUAUCUCUCCGCGCCUUCGCUCAGGCUCUGACGGAGUGCGGCUGCGACCAUGUUGGAGGGGUUGAGAUCAAGGAUCCCCUUUCUUAUUGGAAUGCUCCGGACUCCGCCCAUGAGGCCGCCAAGCGAUUCUUUGAUGGUUUUUGGCGUCCGGGCGGAAGGGACCUUGCUCUUCUCAGAGCCGCCAUGACCUGCGGCAAGGAAUGUGCUGCCAUCAUGGCGAAAGUGAAGAAGUUUAUUGCUGACCGGAAUGCUAAGGAAGGAGCAGUGGGGAGCGGCUCGAGCGGAGUGAAUGCCUCAUCUACUCCCGAUGCUGGGACGACUGGUACACCCGGCGAGGAAACUGCCGAUACUCCCGGCGAAGAGGCUAUCGGCACUCCGGGCGAACACGUCAACCAAGAAGGGGUUCCUGAUGCGGGGCCUGCGCCGCUGUUGGAUGUUUAUCCGUUAAUGAUUCGCUGCGGCGAUUUUUAUGAUGGGGUGCCCGUGCUUCGUGGUUUGCGAAAAAUUUCUGACUUCUUGCAUGGCUGGCUUCUUGAGGUCGCGAUUUCGUCGGAUGCUUAG